Adineta ricciae is the source of this 260-nucleotide messenger RNA. Lineage: Eukaryota; Metazoa; Rotifera; Eurotatoria; Adinetida; Adinetidae. The record is from the annotation of a GenBank genome assembly.
UGCCGUCCGGCGCGUGCGCGACCUGACGGAAGAGACAGGGGUGGAUGCCGCGAUCGAAGCUGUGGAAUUCCCGCUACGUUCGAAAUCUGCCAGGACAUCGUCGCGCCCGGCGGCACGAUCGCCAAUGUCGGCGUGCAUGGUCACAAGGCCGAUCUGCACCUGGAGCGGCUCUGGUCCCACAAUAUCGCCAUCACCACACGGCUUGUCGACACGGUCAGCACACCAACCCUGCUGAAGGCCGUAACGGCGAAAACGCUUGA